CCGUCCGGGCCUGGCCGUGGUUCGGGCUCCGUGGGCCGAGGGGGGGUUGCGAGGUGGCUGCUGUGGGAGGAGGAGGCGCGGGAGACCGAGGAUCUCAAGCUGGGACCAAUCCCCGAGUCCCAGGCCGCAAUCCCCGAGCCUGCACCGCACCUAAAGGCGAAACCGGCCGAAUGGGCCGCUGAGUCCGAAUCGGGGACUGUGUGGAGCCCCCUGGAGCUAAGAGCAGGAUGUUCCGCUUCAUGAGGGACGCAGAGCCUGAGGAUCCCAUGUUUCUGAUGGACCCUUUUGCUAUUCAUCGUCAGCAUAUGAGCCGUAUGUUGUCAGGUGGCUUUGGAUAUAGUCCCUUCCUCAGCAUCACAGAUGGCAACAUGCCAGGGACCAGGCCUGCCAGCCGCAGGAUGCAGGCUGGGGCUGUCUCCCCCUUCGGGAUGCUGGGAAUGUCAGGUGGCUUCAUGGACAUGUUUGGGAUGAUGAAUGACAUGAUCGGGAACAUGGAACACAUGACAGCUGGAGGUAACUGCCAGACCUUCUCAUCCUCCACUGUGAUCUCCUACUCCAAUACGGGGGACGGUGCCCCCAAGGUCUACCAGGAGACAUCAGAGAUGCGCUCAGCACCAGGAGGGAUCCGAGAGACACGGAGGACUGUGCGGGACUCGGACAGUGGACUAGAGCAGAUGUCCAUUGGGCAUCACAUCCGAGACAGGGCUCACAUCCUGCAGCGCUCCCGAAAUCACCGCACGGGGGACCAGGAGGAGCGGCAGGACUAUAUUAACCUGGAUGAGAGCGAGGCUGCAGCAUUUGAUGACGAGUGGCGGAGGGAGACAUCCCGGUUCCGGCAGCAACGCCCUCUGGAAUUUCGACGGCAUGAGGCUUCAGGGGGUGGGGGCCGGAGGGCUGAGGGGCCUCCCCGCCUGGCUAUACAGGGACCCGAGGACUCCCCCUCCCGACAGUCUCGCCGCUAUGACUGGUGAGGGCCCUAGGCCCUCAGCCUCUCUUGUACAGACUGUGAGAGGCUGAGAAUCAUCCCCUGAAAUAACUUUUCCCUCUCCAACUCCUACCCCCAAUUUAAUAUUAAAUUAACAGGCAAGCUGGCCCCCACCUCUCCCUGGGGGUCUCAGGGAGAAUUCCUCACUGCCCCCUUUACCUACUUUUUCCUUCAUUAAUCCUCUUACCAUGAUGAUUCCACUUCUCCUGUGUCCGGUAACUUGAUUUUUCAUUUUGCUGCUCCAUCUUUGAACCUCCUCACCUCCCCCAUUCUCUCCCUACCAUGCAUUGAGGGAAGGGUUUUGGGGGUGAGCUCUGGGUCUAGGGCCUUCUCCAUCCCUCAGCUACCCUGGAUCUUUGCCCAUCUCUUCUUCAGAGGCCACUUCAGAGGCCUUAGCCCUUGUCCAGGGCUGUGGAGGCUGUGGAGAGAGAGAACUGGUCUCAUUCCCAUCUCUCCUGUCUCCCACCCACCCAACCACACUCACAUCACAAAAAUCUUCCCUACCCCCUUCAUUACCUUUAUUUUUGAUUUGUGCAACUUGUUAACUAUGUGUUUAUGGAAUAAAGGAGAAUGGAAAAAAAGACCAAGUAA
Choloepus didactylus (southern two-toed sloth) is the source of this 1576-nucleotide messenger RNA. RefSeq names its product myeloid leukemia factor 2 (gene MLF2). Gene Ontology annotation, biological process: regulation of DNA-templated transcription. Gene Ontology annotation, cellular component: nucleus; cytoplasm. The record is from RefSeq and is a predicted model, not a curated record. NCBI's taxonomy places the organism in Eukaryota, Metazoa, Chordata, Mammalia, Pilosa, Megalonychidae. Bases 228 to 971 code for a protein of 247 amino acids. The transcript has 9 exons.